Molecule: messenger RNA, 4593 nt
Organism: Cyprinodon variegatus (sheepshead minnow)
Lineage: Eukaryota; Metazoa; Chordata; Actinopteri; Cyprinodontiformes; Cyprinodontidae
Gene: adora2b
Product: adenosine A2b receptor
Exons: 3
Coding region: 249-1241 (330 amino acids)
Biological process (GO): vasodilation; G protein-coupled adenosine receptor signaling pathway; adenylate cyclase-activating G protein-coupled receptor signaling pathway
Cellular component (GO): membrane
Molecular function (GO): G protein-coupled adenosine receptor activity
Source: RefSeq, a predicted model, not a curated record
GACUCUGGCCGCGCCGCGGAGCUACAGAUGGCGCUCGGACGCUCCUCUGCUCGGAAGCCGCAUGUGUGAGGAGGACACCCAGAAGCGAUGCUCGGGCUCCUAAUCCGAUGGCACAUCCUGCAGCCACUUGUGGAUUAUUCCUGGAUUACAGCUCACAGACUUGUUUGAUUUGGGACUAGAGGUGAUGCGGGUGACCUGUCACCUAUGUAACCCACCUGCAGAUCUCAGUCCGGACACACUUUGCUGAGAUGCCUACGUUUUACAUCGUGAUUGAAGUAGUCAUCGCUGUUCUCUCCAUAUCCGGCAACGUGCUGGUUUGCUGGGCUGUCGCCAUCAACAGCACUCUGAAGAACGCUACCUAUUACUUUCUGGUGUCUCUGGCUGUGGCUGACAUCCUGGUGGGCUGCCUCGCCAUCCCCUUUGCCAUCAUCAUCAGCCUCGGUCUCCACCUGAACUUUUACGGCUGUCUCUUCCUGGCCUGUUUCGUCCUGGUUCUCACUCAGAGCUCCAUUUUCAGCCUGCUGGCCAUCGCCAUUGACAGAUAUCUGGCUGUGAAGAUCCCUCUGAGGUACAAGGAGUUGAUGACAGGAAAGGUUGCCAGAGAGAUCAUAGCUAUUUUAUGGAUCCUGUCUUUUGUUAUCGGCCUUAUUCCCUUCUUUGGGUGGAACAUGAAGGAUUCACAGUGCAAGAACGAAAGCUUCAACUACACUAAGGGGUGCCCCUGCCUCUUCGAGAAAGUGGUGGACAUGAAGUACAUGGUGUACUUUAACUUCUUUGUGUGCGUGCUGGUGCCGCUGCUCAUAAUGCUGGUCAUCUACGUGAAGAUCUUCACCGUGGCCAGGAAGCAGCUGAGGCAGAUCGAGCUCAAGUGCGUGGGCAACGGGGACAGCCAAAACCAAGGCCUGCUGCAGAAGGAGAUCCGGGCCGCCAAAUCCCUCUCCAUCAUCGUUGGACUCUUCGCCCUCUGCUGGCUGCCCGUCCACAUCCUCAACUGCCUCACGCUGUUCUACAGCGGGCUGCAGAGGCCAGAUCUCGUCAUGUACGUGGCCAUCAUUCUGUCGCACGCCAACUCAGCGGUCAACCCGAUCAUCUACGCUUACCGCAUCCAGGACUUUAGGAAUACCUUCCGCAAAAUCCUGGCCAAGCACUUCCUCUGCCACAAGGAGGAGCUUUACCUCAGCUCCAACGGCAGCAGGCGGAACAGAGACCAGAUCAAGAUGACUAUCGAUCCUUUGCUAUAGAGGACUGUAUCGACAUCAUUGUCUUGAGUUUCUAAUGUUUACAGAACAAUGUGAAGAUGAACCGAUGUCAAUCCCCCUUGAAUGUAGACUAUUUAUGAUUCGGGUUGGGGGUGGGGACUGUGAAUUGUUUAGAAAGUCUUAAAUAACUUGUUUUUACUGAAAGAGUUUUAAUUGGUAAAUAGUUGAGGCUAACUGGAUUUGUAAUACUUUGCGGAGGAUCCAAAACUAAGAAGCUAUUUAUUGUUCUGAAUUCCCCCUGUUCCAACUACAAACACUCUUUUUGUGCCCUGCUGUUUUUAUACUCCCAACAUUCAGUGCCAGUGUUAAAAUUAUUUAUUUAUUACAAAUCAUGUCUUUUGAGAAUGUAAUGAUCAAAAAAAUGUGUGUGUGUGUGCAAGCGUGGCUAGAUCUGUACUUGUGGAGCUAAACAAAGGUACAGUGGUAGUAAUCCUUACCUGUGGGUGUUCUGCUGCUCACAGACCUUUCAAAUGAAAUCAUCUUCCUUCAUCCCUUUGUUGAGAGCAGGAAUAGUUCUUUUCAGCCUGAAUUUAUUGAUACAUUUAAUUAGGAAGGAGGCCUUAAGGGUGAAAGGGUCCAUCUUUGCAUAUCAUCCAUUAGUAAACGCUUCUCUUAGAUAAGCGCACCUCAUUAUUUCUUAAACAAGUGCCAAGUUUGUAAAGAGCUAAAAGGUUCAUUUAAAGAGGUGGUUUAGCAUUUUAGCUAUAAAAUUCAGCUCAAAAGAACAGCAAAUUGCAUUUAAGACCUUUUAAAGCGUAUUGUUAUUCAAACUGGAGACCUGUAUAUCCUGCAUGAAUGACAAUAACAUGCAUCUGGUUCCAAAAACUCCUGUGCUUUUCCAUUUUCAUUACCUGAUGUUAAGACCUUUAAAAGCUGAUCGUUACUGCCAUAUUGGUGAAAUUUGUCAUUGCAAUUGUGUGUAACAAUGAAAUUUGUCUUCUGUAUUGAACCCAUCCAGAGCUUGGAGUGCCUGGGGAGAAACCUGGGGAAAUGAGAGUGGCAGUCUGUUGGGUCUUUACUGGCUACCUGCAGCCUUUUCAGAAACUAAAACAAGUGACAGUUAAAAACAUUUAUCCAGGAUGGACGCCAUGCUUGAUUUAUAGAGUUCAAAACAUGAAAACAUACAUUUAUAAACAGUCACGGAAAAACUAUUUUGGACAACCUUUUUUUGUUCAGGUAAUAUACCUUUAAAACAAGAAAUUAAAAGAAAAGGUAUAAUCAAAAUUUGGGACUAUAUAUAUAAUGCAAGACAUUCCUCAAUUAAGAACGUUUGCAUGGAGAAUGUCAACAUUUUAAAGGUUUUAGGCCUAAAUUGAGAUUAUAGUAUUUGCAUUACUAAUUAAGCAUGUGUAAAGAAUUCUGGUAAAAAUGUAAUAACUGUGGUAAAUGACUGUUGGGAUCUUUAAGUUUUAGAGAUUAGCUUCUCCUGGAUUUUAAAGCUGAUGGCUAAUCUGAACAACACAAUUCCACUAUUAACUUUAAAAAACACUAAGCUGUGUAUUUUGGUUCUUUAUACAAUUCAGUGGCAAAAAUGUCAAAGUAUUUCAGACAAACACUGUUUAAUCAAAUGCUUCACAUCUAUUCUGUUCUUUGCUUGGAAGACAAAUGAUUUAAUUUUAGAGAAUCUACAAUCAUGUUCAGUGAGAAUCAAUCUUUCCCAGUCAGAGAAACUUUCUAAAAUAUGAGUAAUGCACUUUAUAAUUUAAAUUAGGUCCUCAGCAUGUUUUAAAGGGAAAAUCAUUACUAGCACAUCACAAGGUAAUUGACAGAAAUGAAUGUUAUCUGGAAAGAACUACAGGAUCUAAAUAUCUAAUAGUUCAGGUAAACUCAGCUUUACAGAACCCUAAAUAGCCAUUACAUUGCAUACAUACGUUUUUAAAUAAUUAAUCAUACUAUUCAUCAAUUAAUUUAGUAAUAAAAUCAUUAACUUGAGUAUUUAGAAUCUAAAACAAGUUAUUUGCUGAGUGAGCAUCCCACUCAAAGCAGGAAUUCAGUCCAGAUAGAUUAAAUUAUUGUUAAUUGCAGCUCUUUUUCUAAGUAAAUUAUUAAUGGCAGCAGUGUGAUCAAUGGUUAUGGUGUUUGGAGGAACCCUGAUGUGUUUUUAUCUUUAGCUGCAGGACCAGCUAAUCCAGAUUUAGCUAAUAUAGAAAAGAACUCUUUUAAUAUAAAACAGAACCUUUUUCAAAAUGCAAUGCGUUUUGACUUUAUGAACGUAGAAAUAAGACACUUUUUGCAUUGUCUUUUAACCACCCUUUUGUCUAUUCCACAGGAAAUGGUUAGGGUGUCUGAUUCUAACUCUCAGAGGAAAGUUCGUUCAGCCUCAAACUCACCUUCGGUUUCAUUACCCUCAUAUAAGCUCAGGAAGUGGAGAACAGGUUGAACCUUGUAUAGUGAUUUUGCUUUGGCACAGAGACUUUUAGCUGCUUUAUACUGAACCACAUGAUGAGACUUCAAAUCACUGGUCCGUUACAUAACCCCCCCCCCCAUCAGCCAGGCUUCAGUCGCACCCCCUGCAGAGGCUUACAUAAGACUCCACAGCUGUCAGUCCUCUGGGUAUAUGAGUAAUGCUUUCCUCAACCCUUCCCCAACAGUCACUCCUAAAAGUCCAAGAAAUUAAAUAUUUAUUAAGAAAAAAAAAUCAUUUUAAUCAUUUAAGUAUAAAACACUGAUGGACCUCAACUAAGCCGAACAAUGUCAGGGGGUCCGUUCCACAAAGCAGGUUUACAGAAAACUCUUUCUAGACCCGAAAUCAGGAAAGUUUGCCAUCUCAAAAAGAGAGUUUCCUCAACCUCUGUUACCAUAGUAACCUUCUCCCAUGAGCCAACCUGUUCAGGAGCAGGUUUUCCUCAAACUCAAGUGUCCUCUGUCUCCGCUCUCCUUAAAGCCAAUCACGUUUUAUUUCCUGGUUUAAUCAGAACACUUCUAGUGUAGUUUUGUGCAAAAAAUAAAAAGGAAAUCAGUCACUGCAUCAUUUGUUAGACACAAACAUAGCAUGUCCUUUAGACACUCCAAUCAAAGAAUGAGUGGCAUUACCGGUAAUUCGCAGAAAAAAUAUUUAUAGGGAGAGGGUCAUCAGACGUUCUUUCAUAUUCAGAAAGUUAUAUUUAUACUGUUUCGCCUCACAAUCCAUCACGACAAUCCUGACCUUAUCCUUCCUCAUAUUUGCAGCAUUACACAGACAUCUUUAACAGGGAUUAGACAGAACUUGACGACAGCCACUUAGUAUUUACUGUGUAAUGGAAGACCGGAUCAAACUGAGGAUGAACCCCAUGAGAUGAUGCACCGGUUAGAACAUUUUUAUACUUCAUCUUCACCUGCUGACAAGUGAUUUCAC